UAUUAUUAUUAUUAUUAUUAUUAUUUGUGUUUAUUAUGAUCCAUGUUUUUACCGAAAAUUAUCUUUUUCUCUUAAACUUAAGCUAGAGUUUCGCUGUUGCCCUCGGAUCGAUCGGAGAAGAAGAAGCAGAGGACCGCAUGGUUUGAACCCUAGCGAAGAUGGAUCCGGAGGAAAUUGGACGAGCUGCAAUCAAGCGUGCGAUCAAAGCCCUCCGCAGACGGCAUUUGCUCGAAGAGGGCGCACACUCCGCCGCCAUCCUCGCCCUCUCCAAGCCCUUUGCUGCGCAGGGUUUAGAGUGGAAGGAGAAAGCGGAAAGCCUUGAACUAGAACUUCAACAAUGUUACAAGGCCCAAUCAAGAUUAUCUGAACAACUAGUGGUUGAAGUGGCCGAGUCUAGAACCAUGAAAUCUAUUGUUCAAGAGAAAGAAACAUCAAUGACUAAUCUGCAAAAUGAUAUGACUCAAACAAGGGAAGAGAACUCCCAAUUAAAGGCUGAUCUUGAUGAAAAAACAAAAACUGUGGCGCUGUUGAUCAGUGAGAACCAGUCAUUGAAAGCACAACUAGAGGAAGGGCUACUGAAAUUGAAAGAUACCGAAGCUGAGAACAAGAAAUUGAUUGAUCGUAUGAUGUUGGAAAAGAUGAAAGAUGCAGAAAAGCUCAAUGAGGUUAAUGCAUUAUAUGAAGAUUUGAUGCAACGAUUCAAGGUAAGUAGCAUUGAACAACUUGCACGGUUGCAAGUCGAUGGAGUAGUCCGCCGAAGUGAAGCAGGAUAUGAGAAUUUCGUGGCGACCACUGUUCCAUCUGUGUGCAAGCACACAAUCCAUGCUCAUGAAGGUGGAUGCGGUUCUAUUUUAUUUGAGCACAACUCAGACAAAUUGUACAGUGGAGGACAGGACAGGACAGUUAAAAUAUGGGACACAAAAACAGGGACUCAAAGUGGCACUCUUCGCGGUUGCCUCGGAUUGGUUCUUGAUCUAGCUGUUACCCAUGAUAACAGAUCCGUGAUCGCAGCAAGCAGCUCAAACAACUUGUAUGUGUGGGAUGUGAGCACUGGUCGAAUUCGUCAUACUCUCACAGGUCACGCAGACAAAGUAUGCGCCGUGGACGCAAGCAAGGUAUCCACCCGUCAUGUUGUGAGCUCUGCUUAUGAUCACACUAUAAAAAUCUGGGAUCUCCAGAAAGGCUAUUGUAUCAACACCAUUAUUUCACCAAGCAACUGUAAUUCCCUUGCAUACAGCCUAGAUGGCCUCACAAUUUGCUCGGGCCACAUUGAUGGAAAUCUUCGGUUAUGGGAAAGUAACACCGGAAAGCUGAUUAGUGAGGUAGCUGCACAUUCUCAGGCAAUUUCAUCAAUCUCUAUAUCUCGAUGUGGCAACAUUGUUCUGACAAGCGGGAGGGAUAACGUCCAUAACUUGUUCGACAUGAGAUCUUUAGAAGUGUGCGGGACAUUCCGGUCAAAUGGCAGCAGGUUAGCAUCGAACUGGAGUCGUUCCUGCAUCAGUGCAGAUGAGAACUAUGUCGCUUCAGGAUCUGUUGAUGGAUCAGUGUAUAUCUGGUCAAGAAUAAAAGCCGACACGCUGAGCGUUCUCGAAGGGCAUUCUUCGCCUGUUCUCACUUGUGCAUGGAGUGGGCUCGGCAAAACCUUAGCUUCUGCUGAUAAAAAUGGAAACUUGUGUAUAUGGGCAUGAAUGGUAAGCUGUAACAAUCUGAUUACUGUGAAGGCAAAUCAGUUAUAUUGCUGUUUCAUCUAAUUCUAUUUUCUUUCAUGUGAAUGCUCAAUGAAUACUUAUCUGCUGCA
Messenger RNA from Dioscorea cayenensis subsp. rotundata (Guinea yam), 1798 nucleotides. RefSeq names its product autophagy-related protein 16. Gene Ontology annotation, molecular function: protein binding. The transcript is spliced from 5 exons. The coding region runs from base 159 to 1688 and encodes 509 amino acids. Gene Ontology annotation, biological process: autophagosome assembly. Gene Ontology annotation, cellular component: autophagosome membrane. The record is from RefSeq and is a predicted model, not a curated record. NCBI's taxonomy places the organism in Eukaryota, Viridiplantae, Streptophyta, Magnoliopsida, Dioscoreales, Dioscoreaceae.